Molecule: messenger RNA, 5770 nt
Organism: Fopius arisanus
Lineage: Eukaryota; Metazoa; Arthropoda; Insecta; Hymenoptera; Braconidae
Gene: sas
Product: stranded at second
Exons: 10
Coding region: 358-4719 (1453 amino acids)
Biological process (GO): signal transduction; cell adhesion
Cellular component (GO): extracellular matrix
Molecular function (GO): heparin binding; integrin binding
Source: RefSeq, a predicted model, not a curated record
GAAGGCGAAGGAACGGGCUAGGAGGAAUAACGCCUCUCUCGUUGCUACACUCGUUUCAGUCUCUGUACCUCAAGGAGGUAAAGUCCCGCUUCUCUCACAUUAUUAUACCUCAGUCAAUCAGUAUUUCACCGAUAAUUCCACAUCAAUUACACCAUCCGCCCCCACCCGUUUUGUAAUUAUUUAUAAAAAACUGGUCAAGUGCAAUCUGUUGGCUGUCAUCGGUGCAGGGGAUUCGGGAUUAUUGGGAUAUAAUUCAAACUGUGAAUUUGGAUUUUAAGUGAAUGUGAGUGCUGAAUUGUGGAGGAUUAUUCGUGAUUGUUGGGAUAUUAAUUGGAACAGUGGAAAGAAUGCGGUAGAAUGAGGAUUCAGGGGAUAUGCAUCAUCCUCCUCGUCCUCGGGGCUUUUUGCCUCCUCGGGGAUGCGGGGGCUAACAGAUUUGGAAGAUCUGAUGGCAAUGAUGAAGCAAUACCAGGAGUUCUCUCCCUCGGUGCCGACGACAAUUCCGCUCUGCAGGUGCAGAAACCGUUGAAGGAGGGGGCGGAGAUGAAGAAGAAAUCGACGGCAGCUACCGAUUUCAAACCCAAGGACGAAACGAAAUAUCAGAAGCCAAAGGAUAUUAAGAGCGAGGAGAAAUUGAAGAGUUUUAUGUUAACAACGACCAAUGAGCCCUCAAUCUUUCUUCCUACUGUUAGACCUUCCCAGAAGGAGAACAUCUCCGGUAACGGAAGUAUCUCACCGUUUCUACUCCGUGGAGAACCCAUUACUGAAAAUGCUUCAAGAGCUCGAGCCCUCAAUAUCACAGCUCCAGAGCCAACAAAUUCCCUGCACGCUAAUCUGACGGAUUUGUCGGACGUCAGCAUGGAUGACGAGGAUAAAGAAAUGGAAGCAGAUGAACUCCCUGGUAGUGAGAAUGCAACAGAUUCUCCCAACCAUCCGACAUUUGUCCCCCCGAAAUCAUCAUGUCGAGAUGGAACCAAGACGUACGGAAUUGGUGAUAAAGUGCCUAGAGGAUGUGAGGAGAUGUGUGUUUGCGGUGAGGGUGGAGUUGUCCAGGAUUGCAAGCCACGAUGCGUGAGUCCAUCGUUCAGGGCAGGUCGAGGUAAUCAGGAUCCACUGUGCGAGGAGCACCAUCUGGACACCGAUGGAUGCUGUGCUACCCUGGUAUGCGCUGAUUCAGCACCAGAACCCGAGGAAUCCUGUAUUUUUGGGAAUAAAAGUCUAGCGAGAGGCCAGAAGGUUGAGGAUGGCUGCUCGCAGGUCUGCCUUUGCGAGGCCGGGGGAAUUCUCAAAUGUCAACCCAGAUGUCCACCCAAUGACACCAGCUCAGGGAUCAAACAGCACGAUCGUUGUGUUGCACUUCCAGACCCACGGGACUCUUGCUGCACAAUUACGUUGUGCGAUGUUAGCCUGGGUGAGCACGAGAUCAAAUCCGAGAAUGCCGCCGAUCUCACGGUUAAUAUUGCUGACGUGAAAGUAUUGAAUUCUACAGCGAUUAAACUCAAGUUGUUAUCUGAAUUGUCGAAUGGAGCUGCCGUUGAAAUUUCGGAAAACAGUCAUGUCUGGAGACAGCAAAAACCUGACAAGGAUGGAGUGCUGUCAAAUCUGGAACCAGCCCACAGCUACUACGUAAGAAUAGCCGAAGGGCCUCGAACAGGCCCCGCAAUCCGAGUGAUCCUUCCAGCCGAAGUGAUAAAAACUAACAUCACCGAGAAAAUGGACAAGACCUCUUGCUUCCACCGUGGAAAGUACCACAAAAUUGGUGCUGAAUGGUACGACGAGUGCAUCUCCUUCUGCAUGUGCAGCGAGGGCCCAAAAACCGAGUGCGUCACGAUAGAAUGCCCUACGGACUUCGGUUUGGAUGUCCUGGACCCCCACUGCCUCGACUGGGAGACUGUGCCACCCGAUUUCGUCCCCAAGGAGCCCCAGUGCUGUCCCCAGCAAGUUCGCUGCAGGAACAAUGGCUCCUGCGAUUACGAGGGCAGAACAUACGACAACUGGAGUGAAAUUCCGAGUAAUGUAACUGGAUGUGAGAAAAGGUGUUACUGCGAAAUGGGAAAAGUGGCAUGUCAAGCUGCCUGUCCUCCAGUGACAGCUCUGCCACCACCGACAUUGCAGUGCCCAACAAAUCAAGCAAUCCUGAUGAAACUCCCUGGUGAUGAUUGCUGCUCUCACUGGGUCUGCGACACUACUCACAUCACUUCAGGAGUGGCCUCGACACCAUCGGUUCCAGGAGUUCCGAUUCUAAAACCCUCGAACAGCCCCUCAUUUCCAUCCCCCCAAGACACAGAAAAAACCACGACAAUCAUAUCCCCAACGACAACCCACUAUCACCCGGAUUCCCACCCUCUGAUCCCGUACUACAACGGGCCAUACAAUCCAGACUUCAAGCCAACCGAGUCGAGUAUCGAGGAGAUAUUCGGGCUGUCAACCCAUGCCCCGGAGAGAUCGAAUCACGUCAAAGACAAGUCGAAAUCAAAAUCCGAUACGAAGAAACCAGUGGAGCCAUUGAAGCCCCACAAAGAGGUCCCAGAGCAACAAGUGCAUAAUUUCCCAGGGCCACUAGUUCCGGGUAAAUUUCCAACAACUAAAGACCCCUCGAGCCUUUCCCAGAAGAACCCCAACAAACCAGAGAAGAACACGGAACCCCAGUUUGUUCCCCUGGACCACAAUAAUCCACCGGAAUACUCUUUCUCCCCGAGCAACGGAGAAAACAUUCCUCCAACGCAUUUCGAUCCCAAUCACUUCGAUAAUUCUGAGGUUGGACCCCCGUACAUCUCCACCAACGGUAGCAAGAAGAAAAUUCCCCAGGGGAUCGACAGCUUUGUGGAUGAUUUCAAGGGUAAAUCCCCAGGAAAAGGCAAAUCAGGACAGCGCAAGCCAGAGCAAGAGAUUCUCCCUGACGAUUUACUCCAUCUCAUCAAUCUCCAUCAUCCCGGAUUGACACAGCUCGAUCAUCCACCAGCCCAAGGCCAUCCUGGCCUCUACGAAUUUCACCAGCAGAUCUCCAACCAGGGAGAAUCACCUGGCAAUCAGAUACAGCCGAACUACUUCAAUCCACCUGGAGAUAACAAGAAACCUAGACCUCAGAUCGUUGCUCAUAAGAAUGAAAAUGGGGAGACGACUUAUCAUAUUCAUACGUCCGAAGUACCCAAUUCACCUCAUCAGAUCGAGGAACUACUUGCUCACAUCAGCCAGCAUGACUCCAAUCUUGGCCCCUUUCAACAGUAUCCCAAUGCACCGGCUAUUGUACAUAAUUAUCACAAUGGCCCACCGCCACCACCUAGGAUAGGCCCACAAUUAACGAAUUCAGGAGUUGUCACACACUUGAAUCAUCCGUUCAGUCAGUCAGGUGGAGCAAACAGAUUCCCAGGAGGUUUUCCGAUCCACGGAAUCGGCGGAUAUCCCGACAAAAUGAGUCAGUCCUCCUCCGACGAGAUAGUGAUUAAAGCGGUGGAACCCCUGGACGACAGAACAGUCCGGGUAGUUUUCACAGUUCCCCCAGUCCUGGUGGGACUUCACGGUCGCGUGGAGCUGCGUUACACCAGUGAAAAAUCCAACCACGAUCCGUCAACCUGGAAGUCCCAGAUAUUUAUUCCACCUCACGAUUUGAUCGAAACACCCCAGAUGGAGUUUGAUCUGGACACCCUUGAACCUGCUACCGAGUACAAGGUCCGGGUCACUGUCAACCUCAAGGACAUCGCCAACAGCCCUAGCAGCAGAAUCUACACAGUGACAACACUGGAGAAACACGAUCAACAGACAACCCUUCCUCCUCAGAUACCAAUUGAUGCGGAGCUCCAGGUCAUCGAGACCAACUCCAGUUGGGUCAAUGUCAUGUGGAAAAAGUUCACCGAGUAUGAGAUGCAAUUCGUAGAUGGAGUCCAAUUAAGGUACAAAGAGCACGAUGGAAAGGUCUACGCUGCAACUCCACUCAUUCAUCGUGCAGUUACCAGUUACAUAAUUGAGAAUCUUAAACCAGCGACUGUUUACGAAAUUGGCAUCUCCAUUAUUCCUUUUCCAGGUCAAACUACAGAACUCAUCAGUGAUAAGACGGUGGAGAUAAUAACCGCAGUGGAACCGGAUCCCUACUCAUUCGAGGUCAAAGUGGAGAUAAAAACGGUUAAAUCCCAAGACGUGGAAGUCACCUGGAGUGGUGUCCCCUACCCAGAGGACAAAUACGUAAACAUCUACCGAGCAAUUUACCAGAGUGACUCUGGAAAAGAGGACACGAGUACCUUCAAAAUAGCAAAACGAGACUCGCCAGCUAAAACUCUGAUAAGCGACCUGAAGCCAGGGACGAGAUAUCGCCUGUGGCUGGAGGUCUACCUGACAAAUGGACGUAUAAAGAAGAGCAACGUCCAGGACUUUGUAACAAAACCAGGAGUUGUCCUGCAAGCUGGUGUGUCCCAUCAGGGAAAAUUAGCCUCGAUUCCCCUCCACGAGGGCGACUACUACGGUCCCCUCGUUAUCGUCGCCAUCCUCGCCUCAUUGUCAAUCCUAUCGACCCUUAUUCUCCUCAUGAUGCUAAUGAAGAGGAGAUCCAGCAGCAAAGCCGAUAUAUCCCCGAGAAAAACAACAUCAGCCUACGACAAUCCUUCCUAUAAGACUUGUGAGGACGCUGUCACGAUCACCAAUGGCCAUAACAAAGCCACUGAGCACGAAAUGUCAACUAUCAAUUCCAACAAUACCAACAAUACCAACACUAAAGAGACCGUUUGAUGGAGACUAUUCUUGCAAGUUGUUGUUCAUCACGGUAUUACAAGUAUUACAUCGGUUGAGACAUUAAAUUUCCGUCCAUGCGUCAAUCUUAUAAGCCGUCGUUAUGCAUCAAUUUUAGUAAAACGCAUACACCACUGCCAUUAUUUAACCUGAUGAAUCGUUUCGACUAGACAUCGAUAAAUUAUGCGAUAGCGUUUUUUUUUUUUUUUUUUUCACUGUUGACUGUAGAUUGAUGCCGCUGGAAGAAGGCGGAGGACGGUGAACUUUUUAACUUUGGUUUUUUAAUUGAAGACCGUUUUACCGCGGCCUUUUUCUCACAAGUUUUAAAACCUCAGGUAGUCCUGACGCUGAACUUAUUUGUUGGUCGGUUUUCUGUUUAUUUCAGUUUCAUCGCGAAAGAGUGGGAGAUACCGGAAAAAGUUUCGGACAAAAGUUAUUCUCGCUUCGGUAAUACGUAAAUUUUUGUCUGGAAGUUUUUUUGUAGCUAUGGGAGUUACAGAGAUAUUUGAAUUUUGGUUGCUUGAGAUUUUUGUGGGCAGUGGGUGCACUUUCUCGGAACUUCGACAUUACGUCAAUGAUCUUUCCUGUAGGUCUAAAUUACCUCCACUUCCUUUUGUUUGGUAGUUAUUUGCCCCACAGACACCGACGUGGAACUACGGCGUAUGAACUACAAUUAUCGUACCGAGAUUUUUUUCUUCGUUAUUGAAUGAUCGCAGUUCUGCAUGAGAGCAUGUAUAUAGAAUUCCUGUGCAAUAAGAAUACCUGAUAAUCUCACACUAAAGUGACUGAGACAACGAAAUGAUCAUUUUACUUUAUAGAAUAUUUUGAACUGACGCCCUGGCACUUGAUAUCGAAUUGAAUCUAAUCAGUAAGAGUUUUAUCAUUAAUUAUAAUCAUCAUUAUCAUGUAUUUAAAUAAAGUAAGGUUUAUAUAAUGUCGUCCUGGUGGAAUGACGAAAGAAUGUACAGUAUAUAUUUGUAUUAACAAAGUGAAAUGGUAUAUAUUUGCAAAUGAUUGAGGAAAAUAAAGAAAAACUUUCUUCACUAAGAUA